AUGUGCACGGUUGUGGCGAUCGCGGCGGUAGUUUGCUUUCUCAUGGCGCGGGCGAUGUGGCGGGCCGGAGCGCGGGAGGCGGUGCUGGAGGCUGACCUGGUGAGGCAGAAGGAGGCGCUCCGGCAGGCGGAGCGCAAGAGCAUGAACAAGAGCAAUGCCUUCGCCCGUGCCAGCCAUGACAUCCGCUCCUCGCUAGCCGCCAUUGUUGGGCUCAUCGAGCUCUCCCGAUUGGAGGCCCACGACAACCCCAACCUCACCUACAACCUCGACCAAAUGGAUGUCGGCACCAACAAGCUCUUGGAUAUACUUAACACGAUCCUGGAUAUGGGCAAGGUGGAGUCCGGGAAGAUGCAACUAGAGGAGGUGGAGUUCAAGAUGACAGACGUGCUUGAGGAAUCCAUGGACCUAGCGAAUGUCAUCGGCAUGUCAAGAGGCAUCGAGGUAAUCUGGGACCCCUGUGACUUCUCCGUGCUUCGAUGCACUGCCACCAUCGGUGACUACAAGCGUGUCAAGAAGAUCCUUGACAACCUACUCAGCAAUGCCAUCAAGUUCACGCACGAAGGCCACGUCAUGCUUCGGGCAUGGGCUAACCGCCCAAUCAUGAGAAGAUCCAUGAUAAGCACCCCGACGAGGUUUUCUCCCUGCCGUCGCCCUGGUGGGGUCUUCCAAUGGCUCCUAGGAAGGAGGGAGAACUGUAAUGAACAUAAUGGCUGCAUGUCCUUGCAAAACGACUCCAAUUCGGUUGAGUUUUAUUUUGAGGUGGUUGACACUGGUGUGGGAAUACCCAAGGAUAAGAGGGAGUCUGUGUUUGAGAACUAUGUUCAAGUGAAGGAAGGGCAUGGUGGUACCGGGCUUGGACUUGGAAUCGUGCAAUCCUUUGUUCGUCUGAUGGGAGGAGAAAUCAACAUAAUGGACAAUGAGCAAGGGGCAGCGGGAACAUGCUUCGGUUUCAACGUGUUCCUAAAAGUGAGCGAUAGUCCAAAGGUUGAAGAGGACCUCGAGCAAGGGAGGACGCCGCCCUCGCUCUUCAGUGAGCCCGCCUGCUUUAAGGGCGGGCAAUGCGUCCUCCUUGUCCAUGGCAACGAGACCCGCCGGAUCCUCCACACAUGCAUGGAAAGUAUCGGGAUGAAGGUCUGGCCCGUCCCAAGCACCGAGCUCCUCGCGUCGAGCCUCGACAAGGCGCGCAUCGCCGGCGGUGCCUCACCCUCGAGGCCGGCUUUGAUGUCGUCGUUGCAUGGCGUCGGAGACGGCGACUUCGAUUGCACCACAGAUCGGUGCUUCAGUUCCAAGGAGAUGGUUAGCCACCUGCGGAACAGCAGCGGCAUGGCCGGCAACCACGAAGGGCAUGUUCACCCCUUCGGCCUGCUAGUCAUCGUCGACGUCUCCAGCGGGAUGCUCCACAAGGUCGCCCGCGAGGCGGUGAGCUUGGCGAGGAUCAGGCACCAGGCACCGUGCAGGGUCGUCUGCCUGACCGACCUCAAGACCCCCUCCGAGGAUCUGAGGAAGUUCAAGGAGGCGGCGAUCUGCGAUCUUGAUCUGCGCAAGCCCAUCCAUGGAUCCCGGCUGCACAAGCUCCUCCAGGUCAUGAGAGAUCUCCAGGCCUCCCCGUUCCAUCAGCAGCAUCCUUAUCAGUUCGGGACAGCCAUGAAAGAAGUACCAGCGGCAGAUCAGACCUCUGAAAUCACGCCCGUGGCAGCUGCGGCGGCGCUCCAGGGACCGACCGAUGUUGGAGACGGCAAGCCGCUGGAGGGCAUGCACGUGCUGCUGGCGGAGGACACCCUGGUGCUGCAGAUAGUCCAGAAGCAGGUGCUGACCAAUCUCGGAGCAGCUGUAGAAAUUGCCACGGAUGGCUCCAUGGCUGUGGCCAUGUUCACAAAAGCUCUUGAGGGUGCAAAUGGCGUCCCAGAGAGUCAUGUAGAUACAGGGGCCAUGCCCUACGAUGUGAUUUUCAUGGAUUGCCAGAUGCCGGUGAUGGAUGGCUAUGAGGCGACGAGGCGCAUCCGUGAGGAAGAAAGCCGUCAUGGUAUCCGCACCCCGAUCAUCGCGCUGACCGCGCAUUCCGAGGAAGAGGGUCAGCAGGAGGCCAUCCAGGCAGGGAUGGAUCUUCACCUGACAAAGCCGAUACCGAAGUCGAAAAUCGCAGAGAUUGUUCUUGAGCUCUGCAACGAAAUUAAGAAGUGA
Triticum turgidum subsp. durum (durum wheat) is the source of this 2181-nucleotide messenger RNA. The record is from the annotation of a GenBank genome assembly. NCBI's taxonomy places the organism in Eukaryota, Viridiplantae, Streptophyta, Magnoliopsida, Poales, Poaceae.